Molecule: messenger RNA, 1693 nt
Organism: Anas platyrhynchos (mallard)
Lineage: Eukaryota; Metazoa; Chordata; Aves; Anseriformes; Anatidae
Gene: HPGD
Product: 15-hydroxyprostaglandin dehydrogenase
Biological process (GO): female pregnancy; prostaglandin metabolic process
Cellular component (GO): cytoplasm
Molecular function (GO): 15-hydroxyprostaglandin dehydrogenase (NAD+) activity
Source: RefSeq, a predicted model, not a curated record
GACGGAGGGAGGAAACUUGGGGCAGGUGACACGGCGCUAGGUUCCUCCGGCGGGGCGGGAGAAGCCUCCUGUGCGCCGGCCGGGCGGGACGGACCGGCAGCGCCAUGCACGUCAAUGGCAAGGUGGCGCUGGUCACCGGCGGGGCGCAGGGCAUCGGCAGGGCGUUCGUCCAGGCGCUGCUGGGCAAGGGAGCCAAGGUAGCGCUGCUGGACCGCAACCUCGAGGCCGGGCAGGAGAGCAAGGAGGCCCUGGACGAGCAGUUCGAGGCGCAGAGGACGGUGUUCAUCCAGUGCGACGUUACGGACCCCGAACAGCUGAAAGGUGCUUUCAAAAAAGUAAUUGAACAUUUUGGAAGGCUGGAUAUUGUGGUUAAUAAUGCUGGAGUGAACAAUGAGAAGGACUGGGAAAGCACUAUACAAAUUAAUUUGACAUCUGUGAUUAGAGGAACCUACCUUGGCCUAGAAUAUAUGAGAAAAGGAAAUGGAGGUGAUGGAGGAGUAAUCAUUAAUAUCUCAUCCUUAGCAGGACUCAUGCCUGCUGCAUUCCAACCUGUGUACUGUGCUACAAAGCAUGGUGUAAUUGGAUUUACGCGCUCAAUAGCAUUAGCUGCUAACAUAGAGAACUAUGGUGUGAGACUCAACACAAUUUGUCCAGGAUUUGUCAACACGCCGAUUCUACAGUCAAUAGAUAAAGAAGAGAAUAUGGGACAAUACUUCUCAUACAAAGAUGAGAUCAAAAAUAUGAUGCAGUUCUAUGGCGUCAUGGACCCAUCGAUAAUUGCCGAAGGAUUGAUAACAAUAAUUGAAGACGAUACGCUAAAUGGAGAAGUUAUGAAGAUUACAGCAUCCCAAGGGAUUCAUUUUCAACAAUACAGCCAAACGCCUUAUACAUCAUCGAAGAGAUAAAUCUAAUUGUUUUGUGCUAAUUAUCUUUUGCUUUUCUUAAAUAGAAAAAAUGUUGGAAAAAAUAACUUUUGGAAAAAAUGUUAAUUUUGUAUCCAGAGUAGUGACAGUAUUCAAAAUUAUUCUAAUAACAGAAAUGGAGAAGAAAAUCCAUCUCUAGGGAUGAGGAAGAUGUUAUCAUCCUACUUUGAUUCUACAUUUAUUCAGUAGAACAAGCACACUGCUCUGAAGAUUUCUGAUUAUGUAGUAGUAAGGGCCAGUUUUUUUCCUUCCAGUAGUUCUGUGCAAUUAUCUGAUCUACAUAUUCCAUGUAUAUUUUUCUGGACAUGACUUAGUAUAAUUCUUCUCACUGUACUAAGUGCCUACUUAUUUACAUCCUGAAUUCCUCAAACCAGGAAUUCAGUUCAGGACUCCAGAAGAAAAAUAUACCUAUAAAAAAAUAAAAAAUUACUUUUUCUUAUAUGAAAUAUGUAAAAUAGAACAAGAAGCGAACUUCUCUUUCCUCAUUGAUAUAUGAAACUGAAUAUGUAGCAUAUCAUACAAGGAAGUACAGAAUUUUCUCUUCUUGGAUUUUAGCUAUUUAUAAAAUACUUCUGAAAUAUUUUUUCUUUUAUAUAUAAAUAUAUAUAUAUAUGUGAAAUUUCUCUCUUUGUAUAUACAAGGAUGAAUAUUUUGGCAUUGAUAGAAAUGUCUAUUUACUCAUCAAAUCUCAUUUUCUGAAACUUUAAAUCUAAUCUCCUGCCUUGAUUGAUUAAAACCUGAAUUAAAUCCUGAGUGAUCUGUUUAUUUUA